Molecule: messenger RNA, 2017 nt
Organism: Triplophysa dalaica
Lineage: Eukaryota; Metazoa; Chordata; Actinopteri; Cypriniformes; Nemacheilidae
Gene: entpd5b
Product: ectonucleoside triphosphate diphosphohydrolase 5b
Exons: 14
Coding region: 351-1616 (421 amino acids)
Biological process (GO): nucleoside diphosphate catabolic process
Cellular component (GO): membrane
Molecular function (GO): UDP phosphatase activity; GDP phosphatase activity
Source: RefSeq, a predicted model, not a curated record
CAAUCACUCAGAAGUUCAGCUCGCGCGGUGCUCGCAAAACAGCGGUUUAGUUUCUGAGCGAUACUUCAUAUUUCAGCACAUUUUAUAGGACAUGAAAGUUCAGCACUUUAAAUAUGAUUAAACGUGGAUGUUUGACAGGUGUCAAGGUCAACAUUUAAACUUUUAUCGCCACAGUUUGAGUGCAACUUAGCACGUUAGCAGCUAGCUGUUAUUAAACUUCAGACACUAGACAGUGUGAAACAUUAGUGAUGUGACGUCAGUUUCACUGCAGACACGUGAUGCGAUGCUGCUGCUUUAUUUAACACAUUAAACAUUUUCUUUGACUGUGAGCUCCGUCAUCACUUGUGAACAUGUUGUGGGUUCAGAUGAUGCUCCUCUGGACUCUUCUGCUGAGCUGUUGGUGUCAGGUGGACGGACACAAUGGGAUGGAUUUCUCAGUCCUGCCGCUCUUCAGUCGUCCUGCAAACUCCAGUCACGUGUUCUACAGCGUCAUGUUUGACGCCGGCAGCACAGGCACACGUGUGCACAUCUACACUUUCACACACAAACAUCCAGAUGAAAUGCCGGUGUUGGAUAAGGAAGCGUUUGAUUCUGUGAAGCCUGGUUUAUCAGCGUAUGCAGACACACCUGAGAUUGCUGGAGAGACGUUACGAGAGUUACUGAGAGUCGCUGUGAGAGCCGUUCCUCCGGACCGAUGGAAGAGAACUCCUGUGAUCCUGAGGGCCACCGCUGGAUUCCGACUUCUGCCAGCGUCCAAAGCUCAAGCGCUCUUACAGCAGGUGCGAGAUGUGUUUGAUGAAUCUCCUUUUUACGCGCCGGCUGACAGCGUUGGCAUCAUGGACGGAACAAACGAAGGUGUUCUGGCGUGGGUCACAGUCAACUUUCUGACAGGUCAGCUUCGGCCCAACACACAGACCACAGAUGGAAUACUGGACCUGGGUGGAGGUUCAACUCAAAUCACUUUCCUUCUGAAGUCAACAAACGCUGUUGAAAGAGCCGAUCCAGAUUACAUCACAAGAUUGCAGAUGUUUAAUUCCACCUAUCAGCUCUACACACACAGUUACCUUGGUAACGGAAUGAAAGCAGCUCGGCUGUCGGCUCUGGGCUCAGAAGGUCUGGAGAGGAAGGUUUUCAGAAGCUCUUGUUUGCCCCAAAAGUCCACAGAAGAGUUUAGCUUUGGAGGUUUCACUUAUCACGUCCGCGGCACCACAGAAGGAGAGAGCAGAUUUCAGAUGUGUUAUCAGGAGAUGCUGAAGGUUGUGAAGGGGAUCAUUAAACAGCCGCAUGAGUUGAAAAACAGCUCCACUUUUUAUGCCUUCUCUUAUUAUUUCGAACACGCUGUGGAAGCCGGACUCAUCGAUGAAGUGAAAGGUGGAGUUGUGAAGAUCCGAGACUUCAAGAGACGAGCUGAAGAGUUGUGCAGCGGAGCGUCUGAACUCCAUCAUGUCAAUGCUUUUCUGUGUAUGGAUCUCACGUACAUCACAUGUCUGCUCAUAGAUGGCUUCGGUUUCAAAGACAGCACCGUUCUGAAGCUAACAAAGAAGAUGAACGAUGUAGAAACCAGCUGGGCUUUGGGAGCCGCAAUGAACCACGUUUACAAAUUCAAGAUUCACUGAAAAACAUUCAGAGCUGUUUAACGCUGCUAUUUCGUGGUGUUUUUGCCUUUAUUUGUACAGUUUCUAGUGAGAAAGUGGACAGGAAGUGGGAGAGAGAGGGGGUGGGAUUGGGAAAGGACCCCGAGACGGGAAUCAAACUCUGGUCUCCCGAUACGUUUUUUGAGCACUGGCUAUUGACGCUAUUUCAAUUUUAAUGUUCAUUUUAGCUUUUUAGAUGUGUUUCACCAACAGAAACCUUAUAAAACAUGUGAAGAACAUCAUAAAGAACCCGUCCUGAUCUCAUAGGCAACAUUUAGAAGAAAUUACAACCAGUUUUUGUGUUCGUUUUUCAUUAUUGUAAUGAGAUAAAUGGCAUGUGUCUUUUUCUUAGAAAAAUAAUUCUAAGAAUGUUCAGAUUUUUA